GCGCCUCCCCCCCCUGCCAGCCUCUGCCCCGCGCUGCGAGUCGGGCUGGGUCCCGUCCCUCCCGGGCACGGUCAGCAAGGAGCCAGCCGGAGCUGUGCAGCAGCCCGCCCGUGCCACAUCGCCAGCGAUUGGAAAAAAGAUGUUUACAGUACUUUCCCGCCAGCCCUGUCAGCAAACAGGUUUCAAGGUGCUCUCCAAAACUCCAACCAUAAUUGCUUUGGUAUUUCUGCUUUUAAGCAUAGUUGUUGUGAUUGCUGUUACCCUUGUUCAGAUCAAGCACAAAGAGGUCCUUUCUCCAGGACUGAAGUAUGGGAUAGUGCUUGAUGCCGGAUCAUCUCGGACUACAGUCUAUGUGUAUGAAUGGCCAGCAGAAAAAGAAAAUGAUACGGGAAUAGUAAGCCAGACCUUCAAGUGCAGUGUGAAAGGCCCGGGUAUAUCCAGCUAUGGGAAUAACCCUCAAGAAAUGGUCAAACCCAUUGACAACUGCAUGAAUAAAGUAAAGGAGAAAAUUCCAUCUCACUUGCAUAAAAAUACCCCAACAUAUCUGGGAGCUACAGCUGGAAUGCGAUUACUGAGGUCACAAAAUGAAACGACAGCCAAUGAAGUCCUUGAGAGCAUUCAAAACUACUUCAGCUCCCAGCCCUUUGAAUUUAGGGGUGCUCAAAUCAUAACUGGGCAAGAGGAAGGGGUGUAUGGAUGGAUUACAGCCAACUAUUUAAUGGGCAAUUUCUUGGAGAAAACCCUUUGGAGGACAUGGGUCCGUCCUCAUGGAGCAGAGACCACGGGUGCGCUUGAUCUAGGAGGAGCCUCCACUCAAAUAUCCUUUGUCCCAGAGGAGUGUUCGCAGAACUCCAGCAGCACGUUACAAGUGCAGCUGUAUGGCUAUGAAUACAAUGUGUACACUCACAGCUUCCCGUGUUAUGGAAGAGACGAAGCAGAGAAAAGGUUCUUAGCCUCACUAGUGCAGAAUUCAAGAGACAAGGCCAAAGUUGAUAAUCCAUGCUAUCCUCAGGAUUAUGAAACUGUCAUAACAAUGAAACACUUGUAUGGAAGCUUUUGCACAGAACCUGUAAGACCCACAAAUUACAACCCAGGACAGCUCAUAAAUUUCAGGGGAACUGGAAAUCCAGCUCUGUGCCGGGAGCAGGUGUCCUUAUUGUUUAACUUCACUGCUUGCAACGACAAGGGGGAAGAUUGUUCAUUCAAUGGAGUCCAACAGCCAAAACUUAAAGGGAACUUUGUGGCAUUUUCAGGAUUCUACUAUACAGCCAAUGCUUUGAAUUUAACUGGACACUUUCCCCUAGCUGAUUUUAAUUCAAGCAUGUGGUUUUUCUGCUCACGGAGCUGGAAUCAGCUUCCAUCUAUACUGCCUAAAUUUGAAGAAAUAUAUGCUAGAUCCUACUGCUUUUCAGCAAACUACCUCUAUUACCUGCUUGUAUAUGGAUAUAAAUUUAACGCUGAGACUUGGCCCCAGAUACAUUUCCGAAAAGAAGUUGGUAACAGCAGUAUAGCAUGGUCUCUUGGUUAUAUGAUGAGCCUCACCAAUAUGAUCCCAGCAGAAAGCCAGCUGAUCCAGCGACCUGUGAACCCUUCUUUGUUUGCUGGCCUCCUCUUUUUCUUCACAGCUGUAGCAUUGCUAUGUCUCAUCUUUGUUGUUUAUUUGUGUGUUGUAUCGCGUAUGCGAAAGAAUAUCAAUCACAUGGACCAUGUACUUGCUACAGAAUGAACAGAGGGCUCAGUGACAACAAAAGACAUAAACUUGAAAUGUUCUUUGGAGACCUGCAUUUUAGAAAAAUCAAGUGAGAAAGAAAUAAAUGUAUCCUGAAAGAAAGGAAAAAGAUCAGAAACCAAAGUGGAGAACAGAAAUCAAGGAAAUGGUAUUAUAAUGCAUUGGCUCUCUCAUGAGAGGUCUCAGCACUCAGUGCUAUAGACUUAUGGCAUUUAUAGUGAACUCUGUAAACUCUGUUUUGUUAUUAAGUAGCUGUGGAAGAAGAAUAAGUACUAUGCACUAUACGUUAUUUUUGCAUAAUAGUCUCCUAGAGACAUAAUUGGUCAGUAGUUUCAAGAUACAAGCAAAAGGACAAAACCAUAGGACAGAGGAAAAUAGUGGUAAUACUCAUCUGUCAUAUUGAAGCUAAAUGAAAAACUCAUUCCUGAAACUGGUAAGGACAUUAGUUAUAUCCCAUACAUUGAGUACUCAGUGUUCUCACUAAUUUAUUCCAUCCAUGUGUGGAAUAAAUGCGCACCACUGGUAGAAACAAAAAGUCUAGUUGGGUGGCAUUUGAAUCUGUCCUGAGCGACUCCACAAGUGCCCAGCUUACAGGGAACUGCAAGGUGUGCUCAGGAAAAAAACUUUGUUCAUUACCAUGUAGACCGUGACAGAAGAUUUAGGCCACCAAGUAAAAGUGGAUCACUCAA
Messenger RNA from Pelodiscus sinensis (Chinese soft-shelled turtle), 2418 nucleotides. It is a transcript of the gene ENTPD3, whose product is annotated as ectonucleoside triphosphate diphosphohydrolase 3. Gene Ontology annotation, molecular function: GDP phosphatase activity; UDP phosphatase activity; ribonucleoside triphosphate phosphatase activity. Gene Ontology annotation, biological process: nucleoside diphosphate catabolic process. Gene Ontology annotation, cellular component: plasma membrane. Lineage: Eukaryota; Metazoa; Chordata; Testudines; Trionychidae. The record is from RefSeq and is a predicted model, not a curated record.